Messenger RNA from Trichobilharzia szidati, 1741 nucleotides. The record is from the annotation of a GenBank genome assembly. NCBI's taxonomy places the organism in Eukaryota, Metazoa, Platyhelminthes, Trematoda, Strigeidida, Schistosomatidae.
AAGUAUGAAUAAUCAAGUCACUAGUGGAAUCUCCACAGAUAUUGUUUUGAAUUCAUCCCUGCCACUAAAACCCGUCGAUAGCUAUUCUAUAGACACUGUAGAUCCAGAUAUCACUGUCAGUAUAGAUUGUACAGAACCUUCAGAAGCAUUAAAAGAAAAUAUCAUAGAUGGAAAGCCGACCUACAGACCUGUUGGUUUAGAACAUUCAGUUUCCUAUCCAGCAGCAUCAUCACCAUCAUCGUCAGAAAGACUUCCACCACCGGAAGUAACAUCCCAGGAGACUGGGUUCAGUAUGCUAUCCAACUUUCGUAGACGUCUUAAACAACACUUAACGCCUGGAAGAAGUUCUUCGCUACACAAAAGUAUGCACGAUUUAUCCUUAUCACCGAAAAAGACUACCUCUUCGCCCUCAGCAUCGUCUUCAUAUUUAUCAAAAAAUGAUACAGACAGUGUAAAGUCUGCUUCCACAACCUCACCAUCUUCAUCUAGCGGAAGUAAAUCAAAUUUAACACAAGAUGUCCCUGAGGAUAUAAGUGGGAUACAGAAAGAGCAUGAAAUCGCUUUGCAGAAUGUUUCCUCGCUAACUGAGGCUCAAGUCCAGUUACUUCAGUCUACUUGGAAUUUAGUUAAACAGCAUAUUGAGAAGAUUGGAGUCAUCACAUUUUUGGGUAUAUUCGAACAACACUCUGAUUUUCGUGAUGCAUUCACUGAAUUUCGAAAGAAUAAAUUCGUUGACAUUAAACAUGAUCCAGCAAUGCAAGUUCAUGGUCUACGUGUUUUAAGCAUAAUGGAUAAAUUGGUUACUCGACUGCCUAAGACGGAUGAUAUUGAAAAACAGUUAAUGACAAUUGGAACUAAACACUGUCGAUAUGUUCCAACCAUUGGACUUGUAUCGAGUGUUUCCGACCAGUUAUGGGGUGCUAUAGAACCAGUUCUAAAAGAAGAAGGCCUAUGGUCAGAUAAUGUCGCUCAAACAUGGAUAACUGUAUUAGACUAUUUAACAAAAACUGUUCGAUAUGGUCUAGCCAAAACAUUUCGAUCUACCACAUGGACAUAAGUAAUCAUUCAGUAGAAAAAAAUUAUCAAAUCAUUUAUUUCCAAGAGAAGUAAAAAAUAAACAAACAGCUGACGGUUGAGACCUCCUCAAAGUGAAAAAUGUUUACCAUUCUGAAGAAAUUGUUUGUGAAUACUAUCCAGAAACAACAGCUGGUGAUUGAGAUGUAGAUUUUGGUAUAGAUAAGACCUAUUUUUUACUAAUCUUUAAUGUAUGUACAUUAUUGCAUUUUAUUGUGUGAUCCAGCAAUCUCUCUCGAUAGAUGCCUGCAUUCCAAACUUCUUCAAGAAUUCUUAUUUUAAUUAAACAUACAUUUAUGUAUGUAAUGCUGUCAACGAUUAACGAACAGCCUGCUUUGUCUUACUAUCAUUAUUAUUCACAACUGUAAAAUAACUUCUUUUCACUUGCCAAAUUCACUUGUCCUUAUGUAUAUUUUGCCCUCACCUCUGCGAGGAAUAUACUCUUCACGUACAGUAUACCAUUCAAAGAUUAUUGGGAUACGUAUCAUAACCAGUUUCUUCUCAUGAAGACAUUUGUUACUCUAUGUAGAGUACUCUAUGUAUUUUUUCUUUCUUCUUGAAUACUUGCCAAAAGAGACCAUCAUUUAACUGUUUUUUCUGUUUAUAUGUUUUCUUCUGCAUGCACAUUAAAAUGUAAUCACAUCACAGAUUUAUGAAAGAGAAAAAU